This is a messenger RNA of Gasterosteus aculeatus aculeatus (three-spined stickleback), 2839 nucleotides long. It is a transcript of the gene drd5a, whose product is annotated as dopamine receptor D5a. Gene Ontology annotation, biological process: positive regulation of MAPK cascade; G protein-coupled dopamine receptor signaling pathway; adenylate cyclase-activating adrenergic receptor signaling pathway. Gene Ontology annotation, cellular component: plasma membrane. Gene Ontology annotation, molecular function: dopamine neurotransmitter receptor activity, coupled via Gs; G protein-coupled receptor activity. The record is from RefSeq and is a predicted model, not a curated record. NCBI's taxonomy places the organism in Eukaryota, Metazoa, Chordata, Actinopteri, Perciformes, Gasterosteidae.
CCACAAAGGAGGCGUGAUGUGUGCGCGCCCAGCUCGAAUGAGCAGAGGGUGCUUUUGGCUGGUGUAGGUUUGGCUGCAGGGGCUCCGCGGCCACGCCGAGCUCAGGAUACCUUUGACCAAGAGAUUCGCAGAGGUACCGCCAGGUCAGACGACUAGGCUCCAUCCAACAUGCUCGCACCACUGCGUAGUGCGCUUCAGCUCCUCGGCGCACCUGGCACGUCGCUCGGCACCGUUUUAAGGCGAUCAGUUCUAUCUUUCCUUCAGUUUUGCACUUCAAAUCAGGCUGGCAGCCGAGAAGGUCAAUGGGGAGAAUAUGGUGAAUGGCUGAUAACUGCGUCCGUGUGCGCGCACGGAGCAAUGGACUGCAGUUUUACUUGAAGAAGCACUCACAUGGAGAAGCCAGAGAAGUAUCUCUCGUCGGCGCAGGGGGUUGACUAUGUGUCGGCACCCUUCGGCGAGAUUAUGUGGAACAGCACCGAAACGGAGGCGACAAAGGACGGCGGGAAGGAUGUGCUUGUGCGUACGCUGACGGGCUGCCUGCUGUCGCUGCUCAUCCUAUGGACCCUGCUUGGCAACAUCAUGGUCUGCUCCGCGGUUCUGCGCUUUCGACACCUGCGGACCAAAGUGACCAACAUUUUCAUCGUCUCUCUGGCUCUGUCGGAUUUAUUCGUGGCCAUCCUGGUGAUGCCGUGGAAAGCUGUGGCAGAAGUGGCGGGCUACUGGCCAUUUGGCACUUUCUGUAACGUCUGGGUGGCUUUCGACAUUAUGUGCUCCACCGCCUCCAUCCUCAACCUCUGCAUCAUCAGCGUGGAUAGAUACUGGGCCAUCUGCAGCCCCUUCCGCUACGAGAGGAAAAUGACCCAGCGAGUUGCCUUUGUCAUGAUAAGCGUAACCUGGACGUUGUCUGUGCUCAUUUCAUUCAUACCGGUCCAGCUAAACUGGCACAAAGACAGCGGCGAGGACUUGGCUGGGACGCGCAACUCUUCCGCGAGUCCGCAGAUGGAAGAAAACUGUGACUCCAGCCUGAGCAGAGAGUACGCUAUAUCUUCCUCCCUGAUAAGUUUCUAUAUUCCCGUAGCAAUUAUGAUUGUGACGUACACCAGAAUAUACCGGAUUGCACAAAUACAAAUAAGAAGAAUCGCCUCGCUGGAGAGAGCGGCAGAGCACGCGCAAAGUUGCCGGACAAACCGAAUAGAGUGCCAACACCACAACACAUUGAAAACCUCGAUCAAACGGGAAACCAAAGUGUUCAAAACCCUGUCGGUGAUCAUGGGUGUCUUUGUGUGUUGCUGGUUACCUUUCUUCAUCCUAAACUGCAUGGUCCCGUUCUGCGACAGGCCGGCCGCCGACCGGGACGCGGGUCUGCCGUGCGUCAGCGAGACGACUUUCGAUGUCUUCGUGUGGUUCGGCUGGACCAACUCCUCCCUGAACCCCAUCAUUUACGCCUUCAACGCCGAGUUCAGAAAGGCCUUCGCCAGCCUGUUGGGCUGCCGCAAUUUCUGCUCCAACACGCCGGUGGAAACUGUCAACAUCAGCAACGAGCUGGUGUCAUACAACCAAGACACCCUCAUCCACAAGGAAAUGGCGAACGCGUACGUGAACAUGAUCCCCAACGUGGUUGAAUGUAUCGAGCACGAAGAUGCUUUUGACAGGAUCUCGCAGUUUUCGCACAACCACGAAAACGCCACCGACUCUAUUUGUGACUUGGAGGACUGCGAGGCCGACAUAAGUCUGGACGCCAUGUCACCGUUCACGCCCAACGGAUUACACUGACUCCCGCUUAUUUGGAUGUAUUGGCGACAAUGCCGUCGCUCCAUUCUCCUAUUUGAUUCCAGAAGCUGCUCAACACUACCAACCCCCCAACAACACCAACACCGCCCAUACCUCCCAGCUUAGGGUCCACUGAGCCGAUCAGCGGCCAUUGCAGCUGAUGAGGGAUCAAGUGACUUUGCUCAUGGACACUAGUGCAGAGCCACGCUGAUCCCGCAUUGCGUCAUGUAUGACAUGUGAUGUUGUUGUCCUGUUCUGGAAAAAAAAGAAGUGAUGUUUCGGUAUUUAUUUACAAGUGAAGUCUGUGUUCAUUUGUUCAAAGAUUUGGUGUCGUUGAAGAUGUUGUUUACCGGAAGGCUUUACUCAGAGCGUCCGCGUCUUAUGUCCAUCCAAAAAAAAAAUGUUUGUAAAAACUCACCUGAGGAAUAAUAAUCGAAACCUUUUGCUGCUUAAAAACGUAGUAUGUCCAUUUCCCGCCUUUCCACAAAGUAAGAAAACGGAAGCCUUACGGACCAGCCAAGAUAGCUCUACUCAAAUGCAGUCAUUUCGUCGCCUUAUCUUGUUUAGGAAGGAGGUUCGAGACGUGAACGGAAUGUGUCCUAUGAAGUUACAUGAAGCCAAAAUGCAGUAUUAAAAGUUUUUACCCACAGCACCCACCGCCCUCAACAUACGCUCUCUGCACCACGGCUGAUGCAGCAAUUGUAAAAGGUACGAGCCCUAAUAAUAUGAACAUUUAAAAGUUAGGCCUGUUUACACUGGAGUCUCAACCACAGAAAAGAAUGCAGACUGUCCUGAAUGGCCAAAGAUUUCAAGCUGUAUCAAUAACAUUGACACAAUAAGGCUCCAGUGGCCCAUCACACACACACACCCACACAACACAAACACGCACACACACACACACGUACGCACAAGGAUACUGGGCCAACAAGACUGGAUGUCAUAAAUCACCUCUCCAAAACCUCUCUAUCUUUGUACUGUACAAAUGAGCUGAUCUGAAUGUAUGCUACUGUCCUUUAACAGUGAAGUGUGUCAUCAUUUGUCUAAUAAAAUGCCAUCAUGCUGAAAGAAA